UCAAAACGCACAAUUCUAAAGACUUGACCAAACAAACUAGCAUGUCUGAUUUUGUAAUAUCCUUCAAAAACUCCAGCAGUUUUGAAAAAGAAGAUAGUUCUGACGAAAUAUUUGACGAGUCAGAUACAGAAUCUGAUGAAGAAAAUGCGGUUUGCAAGUUGCUUUCGAGCGAAGAGUUUGAGAAUUGCUCAAGAGUGAAUUUGAAAUGGGCUACUUUGUAUAUCCAGAUGACUUACUGCCAACAGACUUUGAAGCAAUGGUUGGACAAGAGGAACCACUUAUUGGUGGGGACAAGGAAGAAUUCCGAAGACUUCUCCACUGAUAGUUUGGACUGUCAUUACUCUCCGGACAUAAACUAUCCAGUUUCUUGGACACAUAUUGACAAGAUCAUGGAUAUGUUCACACAGUUGGUGCGUGGUUUGAACUACAUCCACUCUCGGGGAGUGAUCCACCAUGAUGUGAAGCCCAGUAAUGUGUUUGUGGAGAAGAGUGACAGUGAAGUGAGGGUGUUGCUCGGGGAUUUUGGGCUGGCGUGUCCGCUGCAGCAGUCCCACAGGGGCGUGGCUUUGGGGACGCAGUUCUACGCGGCCCCUGAACAGCUUGAUGGCCAGUGCAAUCCAAAGAGCGACAUGUACAGCCUCGGAAUCAUACUCCUCGAGAUGGUCCAACCCUUCAGCACAGACAUGGAGCGGGUGAAGACCAUAGAGGCACUCCGGAAAGGUCAGAUACCAGCUAACCUCACUGCCAACUACCCGAAGAUAGCCCACAUCAUCGGCAAACUGGUCCAGAGGCGACCAAGCAAGAGACUUGACACGAAUCAAUUGUUGGACGAAUUGCAGCUUCUCUCGGUGAAUAAGGAUGACACGAUCAAGGUGUUGAGAGAUGAGCUGGCUGCGAAGGAUGAAGAAAUAGCACAUCUGAAGAUGAUGUUAGCUAAGUGUAAUAUUAAUUCUUGAAUUUGUGGUUUUGGCAACAAAUAUCUAGUGUUGUACUGAAUUAGUAUAUCAUAAUAAUAGUAUCUUUUCUUUCCUUGAAAUAGUAAUGGUUGGAUGGAACAAAUGGGUUUGGUUAUAAAAUCGAAUGUAAAAAUGUAACAAAGUGUUGAAGCAUAAAUUUUAAGAUGAAUGUUAUAGAAAUUAGCCUUUGAUAUUUUAUUCUCUAUGGGAGACAAGUAUUGAUAUUCGUGAUUUAAAAUUAUCAAAUCGUUGAAUGUGCAUACAGUUAUGAAUAAAUCAGGCGGAAGGUUUGCUGAAGUUCAGUAAUAUCACCAUUGCAAUGAUUUUUUUUGUGGUUAUUCCAUAAUUUUAUACAAAUAAAAGAUAUUUUGAAAUGUAUCAAAAAUAUCAGGCAUUAGAGUUAUUUGUCGUCGAAAUGUGUAGGCAAUGGACGAUUGAAGAAUGUAUGAGAUUGUUGCAUUGUUUUGUGUACAUCUGCCUCAUAGCGCUACAAUGUUGUGUAAACGAACGGUUUCUUAUGAAAUAACACCACUCCAUUGUGUAUUUCCCUACUUAUUAGUCGAAGUAUAUACUUGUACUGUUUUUUUUUUCCAUAAUUAUUGAAUUUCGCCUCGUGUAUUAAUAAUUGCCUACUUACCAGUGUAUUUUUUUCAAAUUCAAAAUUCUUUAUUCAAUUAGGAUGAUAUACACAUGGAAUUAGUAGGUACUGUUAUACGAAGUACUUAUUAAAUCCGUGGAUAUACAUCACUUAUUGACAAAAAUAAACUUAACCUUACAUACUUACUCAUAAUUACAGUGAUAAUUCUUAGAGCCUGCUUUAUCACUAUCUGAUAAAUCGUAAGCUCGUAAUCUAACAGAUGAACUAACUUCUAGAUAAAUCUGCCGGAUGUGAUUGGCCAGUUAGCCCUAUCCAAUCCAACAUUUGUGUUUGUUAUGUUAUAUCUAACAUAUAUUUUAUCAGCAAGCUGUGAAACAGGUCCUUAGUGUUUUGAUUAUACACUGUGUUCAUUACGGACUUAUAGAUUGAAAUAAAAUAUUUUGAGUUAAAAAUUAGAUAAGUAUAUUCUUGGUUUUUAACACGAAUUGGUAGAUUGACAUGAAUACAAUAAUGAAAAACUAGAUUAGUAGUGCGCGCGCAGGAAUCAGUGUUUAAUAGCCAUUGGCUGCAAGCGAGGUGUCGCGGGCGGGAUUUGGGGGUUAUUUAAAUUUAAAUUAAUGUUUUUAUCUUUUUAUAUCAAUAAUAUAACCACAUUGAGGUGUCGUAGAAUGGAAUUAUGAUAACUUUUAUACUGCUAAAGUACUAAAUUCAGUUGAUGUCAUAAGAAUUAAUUAAAAUUUUAAUAGUAUUGCAAUGAUUCUUGAUUGACUGAGUUUAUCUUGAAAUGUAUUUGUAAAUUAACGCUUUGAAGGUAGUUGUAAUUUAUGGUUGUAAUAUUGUCGAGUGAGUAUUUAUUAAUUACAAUCGUCCAUUAGCAAUUUCAUGUACUUACAACUGAAUUUGCAUGCUUGUGUGAGUGAUACAAUAAAAUAUGUUUUUU
This is a messenger RNA of Plodia interpunctella (Indianmeal moth), 2494 nucleotides long. RefSeq names its product eukaryotic translation initiation factor 2-alpha kinase 1-like. The transcript has 2 exons. Gene Ontology annotation, molecular function: ATP binding; eukaryotic translation initiation factor 2alpha kinase activity. Gene Ontology annotation, biological process: protein phosphorylation. The record is from RefSeq and is a predicted model, not a curated record. Lineage: Eukaryota; Metazoa; Arthropoda; Insecta; Lepidoptera; Pyralidae. Gene Ontology annotation, cellular component: nucleus; cytoplasm; cytosol. Bases 42 to 956 code for a protein of 304 amino acids.